Molecule: messenger RNA, 8255 nt
Organism: Paramormyrops kingsleyae
Lineage: Eukaryota; Metazoa; Chordata; Actinopteri; Osteoglossiformes; Mormyridae
Source: RefSeq, a predicted model, not a curated record
AUGCAUGUGUCUCAUGGAGAGCAAGAGGGGGCAGAUUUCCUCAAUUUUUACCCCGUAGCUGUCCUGACAUCAUGUGACUUUAACAACGACAACGCUCCUUUCUGCCAAUUUCGGCAAGACAUUAAUGAUGACAGCGAUUGGACCCGCCAUCGCGGGCCAACACCCACCAAUGGCACCGGACCAGAAGGGGACUACCCCAAUGGCGAUGGUUACUACAUUUACCAUGAGUGUGACAAUGUGGCUAGUAAACAGACAGCUCGCCUGAUCAGUCCUGCACUCCACAGCAGUUUGCCUCAAAUAUGUGUUCAGUUCUGGUACUAUAUGUACGGUAGUGACCACCUCAACCAUCUAGCUGUUCUGGUCCAUGACUCUGGCACAGAGGAGAAGGUUUGGGAGAAAGUGGGUUUCCAGAGUCCUUCUUGGCUCGGAGCUGAUUUGACCGUGACGAGACCUGUUGGCCAGACUGUCAAUAUUGUGUUUGAGGCUAUGAGAGGCACCACAUCAUCCUGUGACACAGCUCUAGACAACAUAACUAUCAGUGAAGGAGCUUGCCCUGGCUGUUUGUCAGAAUGUGACUUUGACACCUUCGAUGACUUGUGUGGCUGGACAACUAAAGCACCAGCAGGAAUCUUUGGCUGGGAGCAGUGGCCUGGGUCCACAGAAACAGAGGGAACUGGGCCAGAUGACGACUACUCCAAGCCCGGAUUUGGCCUAUACCUACUGUUGGACUCGAGCUUCGCCAAGGAAGGAGCGGCAGCGGAGCUCUUAAGCCCUGCCACUUCCUCAGCAGGCUGUCUGCAGCUCUCUUUCCACUACUACAUGUAUGGUACUGCCACCACUAUGACGAUCAAUGUCUACGCUGUCCCUGCCGGAGGCACACUGGGAGCCCCCCUGAUGAGUUUAAUAGGGAAUCAAGGGCGGGGCUGGAAGAAGGCAGAGGUGCACUACGUCGGCACAGGAGACAUACAGUUUGUGAUCCAAGGUAUCUAUGGAGAGACCGACAAGACAGACCUGGCUGUGGACAGUGUCUGUAUUACAGCAUGUCAAGGAUCAUCAACUACCAGUAAACCAUCAACCACAUCAACAGCAACCACGACAAAACCACCAACAACCACCACUAAACCACAACCAACAACUCCCCCAGUGAAAUGCCCCCCCAACUCCCAAUACAUUCAUUGCGGACCAGCAUGCAUCCCAAGCUGCCAGGAGCCGUCCAGCAACUGCACGGGGUCCUGCAUCAGCGGCUGCUUCUACUUCAUGGGCAACUGCAGCUACCUGCUGGCCAAGCCGUGCAACACCACCUUGGCCCCACCUUUCGCAGUGUAUGCCGACAACGAGAACCGCUACAACGUCCUGUCCGUCAGCUACCUGAAGGCUGUGCAUGUGCACACCCUGGGAGUCGUCGUGUCGAUCUUGAAGGGUGGAGUGGUGCAGGUGAAUGGGACCACGGUGAACCUGCCUGCCAGCCCGGCAAAGGGGCUGUCUGUCUUCCAGCAGGGGACACUCUACACAGUGGUGGCAGAUUUUGGGGUGACUGUGCGCUAUGAUGGCAACCACUACAUGGACAUCAAAGUUACCAGCGACUACAAGAACAUUCUUUGUGGUUUGUGUGGUGACUACAAUGCAAACCCCAAUGAUGACUUCCGUACUCCCACUGGUCAACUCGUCACCAAUGCCAAUGAGUUUGGCCACAGCUGGAACUCUGAUCCUAACUGCAACAAGAAACCCAAUGAGACCAUCCCUGAAUGCACAGACGACGAGCUGGAUGUGUUCCAGAGUCCAGCAUAUUGUGGAAUCUUGCUGGACAACAAGGGACCAUUCGCUGUCUGUCAUCCAAGGGUCAACCCCAAUAAAUUCUUCAAAGAUUGUCUGUUUGACCUCUGCGCUCUGGGUGGAGCUCAGUCAUCAUUGUGUGAGGCUCUGGAGUCCUACGUCAAGGAGUGCCAGGACCGAGGAGUUGAUGUGGGGCCCUGGAGGAAUAGCACCUUCUGUCCUCUACGCUGCCCCCCUAACAGCCACUAUGAGGUGUGUGCCCCCGUCUGCCCUCCAUCCUGCACCCCUCCCAGUCCAGAGCAGUGCAACAGCCCAUGUGCAGAGGGAUGUGUUUGCGACCCAGGAUACGUCUACAGCUCAGGGCAGUGUGUCAAACGAGAGACCUGUGGCUGUCAGUACAAUGGGCAGUACUACCAGCCCGGAGAAGAAUUCUACACCGAGGGUUGUCAGUCAAAAUGCAAGUGUGAGGGUGGUGUUGUGACUUGUAUAGAAGGUUCAUGUCCUCCACAACACAUCUGUGAGCUUCAGAACGGACAGCUUGGCUGCUACCCUAUCUGCCAGGAGCCGUCCAGCAACUGCACGGGGUCCUGCAUCAGUGGCUGCUUCUGUGACCCAGGCUAUGUGUACCGCGGAAAACGCUGCGUGCCCCUUCACGAGUGUGGCUGUUUAGAUGAGCAUGACAAUUAUUACGAGUCGGGAGAGAUUGUCUUUGGUGACGGCUGCUCCAAGCUAUGCCGUUGUGCUGGAAACUACACACUCAGCUGUGUGGACAACUCCUGUAUUCCCACGGAGGAGUGUCGAGAAGUCAAUGGCGUGUCCAGCUGCUACCCCAAAGACUCAUCCACCUGCAUAGUGUCAGGAGACCCCCACUAUACCACAUUUGAUCGACGUAACUACGACUUCAUGGGCAACUGCAGCUACCUGUUGGCCAAGCCAUGCAACAGCACCUUGGCCCCACCUUUCGCAGUGUAUGCCGACAACGAGAACCGCUACAACGUCCUGUCCGUCAGCUACCUGAAGGCUGUGCAUGUGCACACCCUGGGAGUCGUCGUGUCGAUCUUGAAGGGCGGAGUGGUGCAGGUGAAUGGGACCACGGUGAACCUGCCUGCCAACCCGGCAAAGGGGCUGUCUGUCUUCCAGCAGGGGACACUCUACACAGUGGUGGCAGAUUUUGGGGUGACUGUGCGCUAUGAUGGCAACCACUACAUGGACAUCAAAGUUACCAGCGACUACAAGAAUGUUCUUUGUGGUCUGUGUGGUGACUACAAUGCAAACCCCAAUGAUGACUUCCGUACUCCCACUGGUCAACUCGUCACCAAUGCCAAUGAGUUUGGCCACAGCUGGAACUCUGAUCCUAACUGCAACAAGAAACCCAAUGAGACCAUCCCUGAAUGCACAGACGACGAGCUGGAUGUGUUCCAGAGUCCAGCAUAUUGUGGAAUCUUGCUGGACAACAAGGGACCAUUUGCUGUCUGUCAUCCAAGGGUCAACCCCAAUUUCAUCUCUCUCUCCCUGGCUGGUCAAUAUGUCACCCUGCAGACCACCUUUGGUCUGACUGUGCGCUGGGAUGGCAACCACUAUGCUCAAAUCUCUGUCCCCAGCUCCUACUCUGAGCAAAUGUGUGGUCUCUGUGGAGACUACGAUGGAAACUCCAACAAUGACUUCAAAAAGCCAGGUGGUGCAUUAGCUGGUAACUCGGGUGAGUUUGGCAACAGUUGGCAGACAGAAGAGGAUGAAGAUGACAGGUGUGAGUCUGACAACAAACCUGACCCAUCUUGUGACCCCAGUCUGGAAGCAGAGGUUUCCAAACCUGAGAAAUGUGGGAAGCUGAAUGACACUCAGGGACCAUUUAGGGACUGCAUAAAGGUGGUGGACCCCCGACCAUACUUCCUCAGCUGUGUAUAUGACAUGUGUCGUUACGAAGGACUUCUGCAGACCUUGUGUGACCAGUUGCAGGCAUACACAGAUGCCUGUUUGAGUGCUGGAGCGCCUGUCCACCAGUGGAGGGACCCAGACUUUUGUCCUCUGCCAUGCCCACCCAACAGCCACUACUCCCUGUGUGUGAGCUCCUGUCCGGAGACCUGCGUGGGGCCGAAUGUAGGAGGGCCGGGCUGUGUAGAACGCUGUGUGGAGGGAUGCCAGUGUAAUCCCGGAUUUGUUCUCAGCAACGAUCGCUGUGUUCCUCUGAAAGACUGCGGCUGUGUGGACCCUCAGGGCGCUUACCACCCAGCUAACGAGAGCUGGUACGUGGAGAGUUGUACCCAGAGAUGUCUGUGUCGAGGAGAAGGAGUGAUUGAGUGCCACGAAAGUAGCUGUGGCCCUUCAGAGUCCUGUCAUUUGCAAGAUGGAGAAUAUGGUUGUCAUCCUUUAGAUGAUGGAAUUUGCUCUGUUUCCGGUGACCCUCACUACGUCACGUUUGAUAAGAAAGUCCACCAUUUCCAAGGCUCUUGUUCUUACACUUUAACCCAACCUUGCGAUGCCACAUCUGGCCUGCCAUACUUCUCUGUUGACACCCAGAAUGAGCACCGAGGCACUAACAAACACGUUUCCUACAUUCGUGCCGUCGUCGUGAAAGUUCAAGGGCUGGAGAUUGUUUUGGGCAAAGGACGAAGGAUACUGGUGAAUGGUGUUCGAGUUACACCACCUGUUUCUUUGCCUGGGGGCGUCAAAGUCUACCUCAGUGGCACAUUCGUGGUGUUGGAGACAGAUUUUGGGCUGCGGGUGCGAUAUGAUGGGAAUCACCACGCUGAUGUCACCCUGCCAUCCUCCUACUGGGGGCUCCUGUGCGGUCUUUGUGGGAAUUAUAAUGACCAGCCCAGCGAUGACAAUCUGAAGCCGGACGGCAAACCGGAACCAAACACAGACCUGCUGGGAGAAAGCUGGCAGGUCUCUGACAACCGCACUGACUGUUCCCAUGAUGGGGGAGUGGACAAGUGUGAUGAAAAGGUGGAGUCUGAAGCCAAGAAACCCACCAGCUGUGGCAUGAUCACAGACCCCAACGGCAUUUUCAAGCCCUGUCACUCAGUGGUGCCCCCUGGUGUGUAUUAUGAGAACUGCGUCUACGACCAGUGCGGUACUGGUGGGGACACUGUGGCCCUUUGCCAAGCCCUCCAGAGCUAUGCAGACCUGUGUGCCCAGGCCGGUGUCCCCAUCCCCUGGAGAAACAACACAUUUUGCCCACUCAAGUGCCCCGUGGGCAGUCAUUACACCCACUGCGGUACAGCCUGCCCCCCUACCUGCCAGGUCCUUGACUCUGCCAACACGUGUGAUCAGCCAUGUGUGGAGGGGUGUGAAUGUGACACUGGCCUGGUGCUCAGUGGGGACAAGUGUGUCCCCCUGAGCCAGUGUGGCUGCACAGACAAGGACAACAACUACCAUCCGGUGGGAGGUGCCUGGUUCCCCAUGCCCGACUGCUCGGAGCGCUGCAUAUGCAGAGGCCACAACAGCAUCGCCUGCGACCCGUGGCAGUGUGGCCCGGCACAGGUGUGCGGCGUACAGGAAGGCCAGCUUGGCUGUCACUCCACAGGGCAGGGUGUGUGCCAUGUGGCAGGUGACCCUCAUUACUACACCUUUGACGGCGUAAUGCACACCUUCAUGGGCACCUGCACUUACACACUGGUGAAGGUAUGCAACAGCAGCCAGGUGACGCCCUUCACCAUCGUUGCCAAGAACGAGGAGCGGGGCCAGCCUGAAGCCUCCUACGUGAACUCGGUCACCAUCAGCCUGCCAGCCAUCAACAUCACGCUCAGCAAGGCCAACAGGGUGCUGGUGGAUGGACGUAGAAUCCGCACCCCCUUCGCCGUCACCCAAGGCGGGGCCAGGAUUUCAAGCAGCGGUGUCUACAGCGUGCUCAACACGGACUUCGGACUCGUGGUGAAGUUUGAUGGCGUGCACCAUCUGGAGAUAACCAUACCUGGGGAUUACUUUGAUAAGGUCUGUGGCAUGUGUGGGAACUACAAUGAUGACUCCAUGGAUGAUGACCUGAUGCCCAGCGGCCAGCCAGCGAAGGAUGUGGUUGAACUGGGUAACAGCUGGAAAGCGGAGGGAGACAGCGACCCUGGCUGCCAGCCAGACGACAGGGAGGACCUGAACCCAAAGUGCACUGAGGCGCAGGAGCUGCAACUGCGCUCCCUGUGCGCAGACGUGCUGCUGUCCGAGCACUUUGAGCCCUGCCAUGUCCUGCUGGCCCCGAAGCCCUUCCUGGACAACUGCGUGUACGACAUGUGCGAGUAUGACGGCAUGCAGGAGACGCUGUGUGACAACGUGGAGGCCUACGCCCAGGCCUGUCAGAGUCUGGGCAUCACCAUCAGCUGGAGGAACGACACCUUCUGCCCUCUGCCAUGCCCUCCCAACAGCCACUACUCACCCUGCGCCGCCCCCUGUCCCCCCACCUGUGCCGACCUGUUCUCCUCCGGCUGCCUGCAGCAGCCCAGCGCCUGUGUGGAGGGCUGCCAGUGCCAUGCCGGCCACGUGCUGAGCGACGGUCGGUGCGUGCCGCUGUCCAGCUGCGGCUGCGUGGAUUCCGACAGCGAGUACCACGACGUGGGCGACAGCUGGCUAACUGAGCACUGCGAUGAGAAAUGCAACUGCUCGCUGGGCGCAGUUCUUGCCUGCAUGCCGUUUAAGUGCAGCGAGCACUCCAUCUGCGCACUGGAUAAAGACGGCAUCCGCUCCUGCAGGCCGGAGAAGUUCAGCAAGUGCAGUAUUUCAGGCGACCCACACUACCGAACCUUUGAUGGGUUCAAUCAUCAUUACCAAGGCCUCUACACCUACGUUUUAACCCAGGCCCACAAUGUGGCCAGCUCUCUGGAGCCCCUAGUGAUCCGGGGGAAGAAUGCACGAAGAGGUAGCAACAGGCGAAUCACCUUUUUGCAUGAGCUGUACAUGGAUGUGUAUGGUGUCAACGUGCGCUUCUUACAGAAGAGGAAGGUGCUGGUGAAUGGAGAGAUGAUCCACCCACCCCUGACGCCCAGGCAGGGCCUCAGUGUCACCCUGAGCUCCCGCGGUGUGCAGCUCGCCACUGACUUUGGCCUCAACGUACGCUUCGAUGGCAACUACCAAGCAGAGGUCAUCCUGCCCAGCACCUACAGGGGUGCGGUGCUGGGGCUGUGUGGGAAUUUUGACGGACGGGCCAACAACGAGUACACGAAGCCGGACGGCACUCAGACCCGCAAUAUCAACGAGUUUGGGGACAGCUGGAGAGUCAGUGACCGUCAGGGCCCUGCCGCUCCCUUGGCCAGCCCGGACCAGGCGCCGCACCUGCACAGGCGGGAGGUGGAGCCAGAACCUGGCGACGGGUUCGAGACACUGGGGUGCACUGAGGCUCAGCUGAGCACACUGAAUGGCACUGACCAGUGCGGGGCGCUCUCGGACCCCGAUGGACCCUUCGUGGCCUGCCAUGACAUCCUCGAACCCGACCAGUUUCAACAGGACUGUAUAUUUGAUCUCUGCGCCGAGCAGCAAGACCCACAACUGCGCUGUGACAGCUACAAGGUAUAUGCCGAGGCCUGUCAGGAGGAGGGCGUCAAACUCGGGCCCUGGAGACAGCAGCUGGGUUGUGCCCUGUCUUGCCCAGGAAACAGCACAUAUAGCAGCGGCAUGACGGCCUGCCCAGCGUCCUGCGGCGACCUCUCUGCCCCCUCGGCGUGCGCUGAGCCUUUCCUCACGGAAGGCUGCCAAUGCGCCUCCGGCUUCACCAUGAGCGGCACCGAGUGCGUCCCCUACACCCAGUGCGGCUGCAGAUACCUGGGAAGAUACUUCCUGCUGAAUGAGAGGUUUGUGACGGAGGACUGCUCCCAGAGCUGCCAGUGCACGCCGACCGGGGCGGUGUGCCAGCCAAAGAGCUGCCCUGAGCAUUACGUCUGCACCAUCUACGACUUCGUACGCGACUGCUACAAGCCGAGCCCGUGCUUCAGCUACCCCUGUCUGAAUGGAGGCAAGUGCAAAGACGAUGAGGACACCUUCACCUGCCAGUGUCCCGAGGGCUUUGAGGGCUCGCACUGUGAGAUAGAGAAGGUGGAGAGCGACGGCCUCGAUAAGCUGACAGUGAUUCUGAUUGGAGUUCUGGUUCCUCUCGGGGUGAUAAUCAUCGCCUUGAUAUGCUGUUGCGUGUACAAGAGCAGCAGGAAAAGGCAGAAGUAUGAAAACAAAGAACUUCUAAUGGACAGAACACGAGAUUCUUUUGAUGUAGAUAUGGACUCUGAGACCACAAGGAAGGUUACUGUAACAAAGUUUUGAAGAAUGGAUUGAGCAUUUCACAGGAAAAAAAUAACCAUUCUAUAUUUACUUCUGUUUAGGGGUGUUAAGGGUGGUUAGAAUAUUCCGGUACCUGAAAGCCAAACAAACACCUAGUUCGUAUAUAUUCUUUUCAUCAGUACUGUAAUUGUAUUAUGCCAAUUUGACUUCAUGUUUGCCAUUUUAUUUAUUUAAAACCUCUGUAAUCUGGGCUGAAAGCAAUUAAAUAAAACUAUUGCACUGUGAAA